Molossus molossus (Pallas's mastiff bat) is the source of this 1371-nucleotide messenger RNA. RefSeq names its product 5-hydroxytryptamine receptor 3C (gene HTR3C). Gene Ontology annotation, biological process: regulation of membrane potential; chemical synaptic transmission; monoatomic ion transmembrane transport. Gene Ontology annotation, cellular component: membrane; neuron projection; synapse. The record is from RefSeq and is a predicted model, not a curated record. Bases 1 to 1371 code for a protein of 456 amino acids. Gene Ontology annotation, molecular function: neurotransmitter receptor activity; transmembrane signaling receptor activity; extracellular ligand-gated monoatomic ion channel activity. The transcript is spliced from 9 exons. Lineage: Eukaryota; Metazoa; Chordata; Mammalia; Chiroptera; Molossidae.
AUGGAAGGGGAGUGGGCCCCUGUGCAGGGAUUCCUCCUCUAUCUCACUGUCAGCCUUCUGCUUCAAGGAAGAGGUAACACUUUCAUCAUCAAUUGCUCAAGGUUUGACCAGUAUGGGGUGGAUCCUGCUGUCUUCCAAGCAGUGUUUGACAGAAAGGCCUUUCGUCCAUUCAUCAACUACAGCAUCCCCACUCAUGUCAACAUCUCCUUCACCCUAUCUGCUAUCCUGGAAGUGGAUGCACAGCUCCAGCUUCUGACAUCAUUCCUGUGGAUUAGUUUGAUGUGGGACAAUCCUUUCAUCAGGUGGAACCCAGAGGAGUGUGUCAACAUCAAUAAACUCACUGUAUCCGCAGAAAACCUGUGGCUCCCGGACAUCUUCAUCAUGGAAUCCAUGGAUGUAGAUCGGGCACCUCCAGAGCUCGCCGCAUAUGUCAGCAGUGAAGGUCGAAUAAAGUACAAUAGGCCAUUGAAGGUGACCAGCAUCUGUAACCUGGACAUCUUCUACUUCCCUUUUGACCAACAGAACUGCACCUUCACCUUCACUUCCUUCCUCUACACAGUGGACAGCAUGCUUCUGGGCAUGGACAAGGAAGUGUGGGAGAUAACAGACACGUCUCGUAACAUCAUUCAGACCCAGGGAGAGUGGGAGCUCGUGGGCAUCAACAAGGCCACCCAAAAGAUGUUGGUGGGCAGCAGUGUAUAUGACCAGAUCAUGUUCUAUGUGGCCAUCAGGCGCAGACCCAGACUCUAUGUCAUAAACCUUUUGGUGCCCAGUGGCUUUCUGGUUGCCAUCGAUGCCCUCAGCUUCUACCUACCUGCAGAAAGCGAGACUCGUGCUCCAUUCAAGAUAACCCUUCUGCUGGGCUACAACGUCUUCCUGCUCAUGAUGAAUGACUUACUACCUGCCAGUGGCACCCCCCUCAUCAGUGUCUACUUUGCUCUGUGCCUGUCCCUGAUGGUGCUCAGCCUGCUGGAGACCAUCUUCAUUACCUACUUGCUGCACCUGGCCACCACCCAGCCACCACCUAUGCCCCAGUGGCUCCAUUCCCUGCUUCUGCACUGCACCAGCCCAAGGAAAUGCUGUCCCACUGCACCCCAGAAGGGAAACAAGGGCCUGGGACUCACCCCCACCCAGCUACCUGGUCUGAAGGAGCCUGUGGAGUUGGUGGGGAAGGUGCCGGGUCCCCGAGAGGCAGAGUUAAAUGGGUGUCCUGGGUCAACAAGGGGCCAGCAAGAAGAUGAGGCUCAGAAGCAGCAUUUGGUCAGCCUGUGGUUGCAGUUCAGUCACAUGAUGGACACCCUGCUAUUCCGCCUCUACCUGCUCUUCAUGGCCACCUCCAUCAUCACAGUCAUCAUCCUCUGGAACACCUAG